Molecule: messenger RNA, 2644 nt
Organism: Penaeus indicus
Lineage: Eukaryota; Metazoa; Arthropoda; Malacostraca; Decapoda; Penaeidae
Product: Bardet-Biedl syndrome 2 protein homolog
Exons: 14
Coding region: 20-2197 (725 amino acids)
Biological process (GO): non-motile cilium assembly
Cellular component (GO): ciliary basal body; BBSome; neuron projection
Molecular function (GO): protein binding
Source: RefSeq, a predicted model, not a curated record
GAUAUAAAUUGUGUACACAAUGUUGGUACCGGUGUUUACCUUAAAUCUGAACCAGAAGAUCCUGCCAGCACGGGUGACUAUCGGCAAAUACGAUGGUGCUCACGCAUGCCUUACUGCAUCGACUACUUCAGACAAGGUGUUUAUACAUAAUCCAUAUCAACGGCUUGGCAUCUCAGGAGGUCGUAUGUCUCUUAGUCAGAGCAGCUCUGAAGUUUCGUUGCUCAACAUUAACCAGACUGUGUCAGCUGUCACCGCAGGACGCCUUUCCCAGAGCAAGACAGGUGACAUACUUGUAGUGGGAACACCUACCAAUGUGUUGGCCUAUGAUGUCCAAAACAAUGCUGAUGUUUUCUACAAGGAUGUAUCUGAUGGCGCAAAUGCCAUUACCAUUGGACAUUUAGGUCGAAAUCCCUUACCACUGGCACUUAUUGGGGGUAACUGCUCCAUCCAUGGCUUUGACGGUGAUGGCAAUGAUCCUUUUUGGACUGUGACAGGAGACAAUGUGUCUUCUAUCACUCUGACUGACUUUGAUGGUGAUGAUGAAAAUGAGCUUUUGGUGGGCUCCGAGGACUUUGACAUAAGAGUGUUCAAGCGUGAAGAGAUUCUGUUUGAAAUGUCAGAGACUGAGGCAGUGACAGCUUUAUGCCCAAUGCAUGGUUCUAGAUUUGGAUAUGCACUUGCUAAUGGAACUGUCGGAGUUUACGAAAAAAUAUCAAGGUGGUGGAGGAUAAAGUCCAAAAAUCAGGCAAUAGCUAUCUACAGUUAUGAUAUUGAUGGGGAUGGCGUUCCGGAGUUGAUUACGGGAUGGAGUAAUGGAAAGGUAGAUGCUAGAAAUGACCGGAGUGGAGAGGUCGUCUUUAAGGAUAACUUCCAAGGAACAGUGGCUGGUAUAGUCCAAGGUGACUACAGAAUGGAUGGCAAAAACCAGCUCAUUUGUUGUUCAGUUGAUGGAGAAGUGAGAGGAUACCAGUCCUCUUCUCCUGAGAGUCGGUAUUCACUCAUGGAUGUUAACAUUGAGCAAGAGACCAUCCGAGAGCUAAGCCAACGCCGACACAACCUACUGAUGGAACUGAAGAAUUACGAGGAGAAUCAACGAAUGGGUUCGUCUGGCGAGGUUCUCUUUGGCAAGCCGUCAUCCGCAGGAGACCAAGUUGGAGUUAUCCCAGCAAAUACGCAACUACAGACUGGUCUUGCUAUUAACAUGGGAAAUGAAGAAAAUAGUAAACCACCGCAUGUGGAGAUAGCUCUUGCAACAACAAAUGAUACUGUAAUCCGUGCUGUCAUCAUUUUUGCUGAGGGCAUCUUUGAGGGAGAAAGCCAUGUGUUUCAUCCUAGAGAAAAUUCUCUGACAAGCAACAUAAGGGUUCCUCUGUACCCACCAAAGGAUGUACCAGUAGAUCUUCACAUUAAAACAAUGGUAGGGUACAAGGGGUCACUUCACUACCACGUGUUUGAACUGACUCGCCAACUUCCUCGGUUCUCCAUGUAUGCUCUUUGUACAACGUCCGUCAACCAGCCUCAAGGGUUUGUCAAGUUCAAGCUAAAUGAAAGAGUUGCAAGAAUUGUGAUGUGGAUCAAUUCGAGUUUCCUGCUGCUGGAAGACAUGCAGGCCAAUAGCAGUGGGGGGCUGGAGGUCUCAUUUCUCUCCUUGAGGUCCAGCUUGCCUCUCAUCAUCGAGGUCUCUUCCGUGUGCGACAUAGUGAUCAGGACAGAUGACAUGGACCUAGCGGGGGAUAUCAUACAGGCCCUUGCAAAUUACCUCAAUCUGGAAGAUUUACAAGUAGAAGCCGAUUUCCCAGGAGAACUAGAGCAGUUGGGAUCCGUUCUUGAGCGCGUUGAAGAAUACCACGCCACUCGCCAGCGUCUGUCGGCGGAAAUGGCCGACCACUCUGGCGUCAUCCGUACCUUAGUCGUCAGGGCAGAGGAUGCUCGUCUUAUGUCAGACAUGCAGAGCAUGCGGCAGUGGUAUGGGGAGCUGUACAACCUUAACAAGGACCUCAUCAGCGGGUACAAGAUCCGAUGCAACAACCACCAGGAGCUCCUCAGCUGCCUGAAGCAGGUCAAUCAGACCAUCCAAAAGGCAGGGAGACUUAGAGUUGGAAAGUCGAAGACGGUAGUUGUCAGCGCCUGCAGACAAGCUAUAAAAAGCAACAACAUCAACGCACUCACUAAGAUUAUUCGUUCUGGAACAACCUGAAGUAACUAAUGUCAUAAAAGGUUCAUAAAUUGUUAUAUAUUACAACAUUGUGAUUUUUAAAUGAAUGUAAUGUGCAUUAACAUAUAGAUAUGUUAUGAAAAUGGUAUGGAAGCACAGUAUUAUUAGUAGAAUAUAUGAUUUUUAAAGCACAUUGAGUAAGCCCUGGAUGGGAGGAGUUCAUGCCGGUUGGAAAAUCUCGCUGAGCCUUCCAGGAAAUUAGAAAGGGGGCUUAGACACUUGUAGCUUCAAUCUAAAGCAGGAUAUGUGGAUGGCUGGUCAUUUGGCGUUGAUCCCCUUGGGUGUGUAUUACAGUGAUUUUUAAUCUAGUCAGUCAAGUGCUCCAAGCUGGACGGCAGGUGAUGUUAGGAAUGUGGCAAAGUUGACAAGCAUGCUAAUGGUUGUGUGCCUGUAGUGUUGGAAUAAAACUUUUUUUUUUCUUUUUUUUUA